This is a messenger RNA of Rhinichthys klamathensis goyatoka, 2338 nucleotides long. RefSeq names its product src-related kinase lacking C-terminal regulatory tyrosine and N-terminal myristylation sites (gene srms). The transcript has 8 exons. The coding region runs from base 685 to 2166 and encodes 493 amino acids. Gene Ontology annotation, cellular component: extrinsic component of cytoplasmic side of plasma membrane. Gene Ontology annotation, biological process: cell differentiation; cell surface receptor protein tyrosine kinase signaling pathway; protein phosphorylation. Gene Ontology annotation, molecular function: signaling receptor binding; ATP binding; non-membrane spanning protein tyrosine kinase activity. Lineage: Eukaryota; Metazoa; Chordata; Actinopteri; Cypriniformes; Leuciscidae. The record is from RefSeq and is a predicted model, not a curated record.
CUGUUAUUUUCCAACUAGCAAAACGUUUGAUGCAUGUGCAUGCAAAUGAGUGUCACAGGAGGGACGCGUUUUAAUAAGCGCAAAAAUAAGCUGAAAAAUCGGAGAUGUUAAGAGUAGGCCUACGUUUAACGAUUAAAGGCGAAUCUAAAAAUAAAUGGUUACUGCUUCCAGCUCCAAGUGUGCGCUUGCCUAGUGAACAGAUGAUCGCACUACAGGAGACAAGGAUCUUGCAGCCAAGUUUACAUACUGCGAAGCGUUUUGCUCCGGAGCGGAGAGAGGCACAAAUGCUGCGGCGCACUGCAACGGUCAUUAUGAGAGAAGAUCGAGGGACGCCAUGGACAAAUAGAGCCUAGAUUUAGAUGAAAAGAGGAUGUUCUUCAAGGUACUUCAACCACAAUAUCGUCUCCUCGUUUUAAGGUCGCAUUGAACUAUCCAACAUGUCUUUUCCGCAUGCCUUUGUGAUCCAUCCCGAAACAAAACCGGUUUCACCUGAUCCUCCGCUAUGAUCGCGGCCAGUGCGUUAGCUCAACAAAGGCGAUCCCGGUAUAGAAUCGCUACGGACGGUCUGUCACCAUCGGUAAGGGACCCGCACACCUCUUUUAUUUUCAAUUUCAACCGCUUCGCUUGGUGGACAGCUUCCAAAUAUUCUAGCUAUCCUGGAGUCCGUAGAAGGAAAGGGCCGGGAUGGAGAAGUGUUGUCGCAGCUGCAUGCCAUGCCUGAAGAGGUUAUGGGACUGGAUAUGGCCCGAAAUUUACUAUCCGAACAUCGCUCGUCCUGCCGAGAUCCGCACCGUCUCAGGUGAUAUCCGGGUCCCGGCUCCUAAGAAGAAGCCCACGCAGCUGUACGCGGCUCUGUUCGACUUUGUAGCCCGCAGUGAGGAAGAGCUGACGGUGAAAGAAGGGGACAAACUCUCUGUCAUAGAAAAGAGGGGAGAUUAUGUGUUUGCCAAGAAGCUGACGGGAUCCCUGCAGUCCGGGCUGGUCCCUGCUAAUUAUGUGGCCCUCGUACAGGAUGAAUUCGCUAACUACAAAUGGUACUAUGGGAAUAUAAACAGACAAAAGGCUGAGAAGCUUCUUUUGGCUUCUCAGAAUAAAACGGGUUCCUUUCUGGUGAGGAUCAGUGAGAGCCACAGCGAUGAAUAUACUAUCUCAGCCAGAAGUGAAAAUAGUGUCUUCCAUUUCCGUAUCCAUCGCUCAGCUAUUGGUGCUUACUUUGUGUCCGACAAGAUCUCUUUUGGCACUCUGGAUGAGCUCAUCAGAUUCUACCAGCACAACUCCAAAAGUCUGGGAUGCCCCUUAGACCAGCCGUGCGUACAGCAAAGGGAGUUGUUUGACAUGGAGCCAUGGGAGCGGCCGAGGGAGGAGUUUCAGUUACUCAAGAAGCUGGGGGAAGGCCAUUUUGGAGAAGUCUGGGAAGCUGUCUGGACUACAGAGAAGAAGAAAGUGGCCAUCAAGAUGCUUAAACAAGAGGACACAAAGGUGGAUGAGUUUGUGAAGGAGGUUCACGCACUGAAGAACCUGCACCAUCCAAAGCUCAUUCAGCUGUUGGCUCUCUGCACGCGAGGAGAGCCCGUCUACAUCGUCACAGAGCUCAUGGCUAAAGGAAGUCUCAAAUCAUACCUUUCUUCUCCGGAGGGUCAGGUGUUGACCUCCGCUCACCUGAUCUACAUGGCUAGUCAGAUAGCAGAAGGAAUGGCGUACCUGGAAGAUCGACACAUUGUCCACAGAGACUUAGCAGCUCGAAACAUCCUGGUUGGAGAAGACCUGGUGUGUAAAGUAGCUGACUUUGGUCUGGCCCGCAUCAUCAAGGAUAGUGUGUAUACAGCAAGUAGAAACACCAAGAUUCCUGUGAGGUGGACGGCUCCAGAAGCUGCACUCUACCAGCGUUUCUCCGUCAAAUCUGAUGUCUGGUCCUUUGGAGUGCUGCUGUACGAGAUGAUGUCACGUGGAAAGAUGCCGUAUGAUGGGAAGAAUAAUAAGGAGGUGUUGGAGAUCCUGUCGUCGGGUUACAGGUUACCGUGUCCAAAUCGCUGCCCCCCAAACAUCUACCGCAUUAUGAUGGAAUGCUGGCACGCGGAGGCUUCCAAACGGCCCUCGUUCCACGCCCUUCACAGUCAGCUGGACAAUAUCUACUCCAGACUCUACUUCAAAACCAUUGAGGUGUAGAACACCAGGAGAACAGGUGGACUGAAACAGAAGAUCCUGUGGGACGGAAAGAUUUGCAUGGACAAAAGUGCACAUAAGACUUUUUGAUUGCUUAUGUUAAUGAAGUUAUGUGCAAUAAUAAAUGCUUGUUAAAGGACUUUUAAAAAGAUUCCAUGAGAGUUGAGGAAAGGAG